Molecule: messenger RNA, 1068 nt
Organism: Lodderomyces margitis
Lineage: Eukaryota; Fungi; Ascomycota; Pichiomycetes; Serinales; Debaryomycetaceae
Gene: CCE1
Product: cruciform cutting endonuclease
Exons: 1
Coding region: 1-1068 (355 amino acids)
Cellular component (GO): mitochondrion
Molecular function (GO): flap-structured DNA binding; Y-form DNA binding; crossed form four-way junction DNA binding
Source: RefSeq, a predicted model, not a curated record
AUGAACAAGCAACAAAUCACUAACCUUGCCAAACAUUUACACCGUUAUAAAAUCCCCAUACUUAAUGAUAUAGCACUACAUUGUGGAAGUCCCAUCUUGGGCACAACCAAAGCAUCACGAAUUGAAGGAAUCAUUGCUCAAUACCAACUAUACUUGACUCAGUGGCACAACUUGGCCUGUAGAAACACAUUAUCUAUCGAUAUUGGUAUUAAGAACUUCUCCUACUGCAAAACAACAACAAAAAAAACAACAGCAACGAGACCCACUGUAGAAGGAGCAACAGAUGCGACGCAACAGAACUUGACUUCAUUAUCUGCUUGGCCAGUUAUUGUCACGCAUUGGCAGAAAUUAAACCUCGAUACUAAAUACGGGUCAUUAUACACUCACUUACUUCAUCAAGACACCAUCCUCGAUACGAAAAGGUACUUGAACCAUAUAACAAACCACUUGGUCGAUGACAUUUUAGCACCUAAUUUAUCCAAUGUGAAAAUCAUGGAAAUCCAACGUACCCGAUCAAACAACAAUGCUAAAACAUUACCCACUAUUUUAACAAACCAUAUAUUGGAAAAUUUAAUCUUGCUGAAAAUGUAUCCAUCGUUGGUGGUCCCCAUGACCUCAAUGAAGUUGAUUCAUUUUUGGCUUUAUCGAUUCAUAACUAAAGAACUGAUUAAUAGUGGAAAAUUGAAGAAGAAUAACAAGAUUAUUCGUCGUGAUUUGAUUCUAGCUUGGUUUGGUAAACUUUAUCAACUAGAAGGGUACGAAAAUAACAACAUUAGAACCAGCGAGGGCACAAAAAGUAUUGGUUCUUCUUCACAAUUGACCAUGUGUCAAUUACUUGAUCAUUUGCAUUUAUCAAAAGGCGAUAAAACUGAUGAUUUAAUCGAUUCAUUACUUUAUAAUCUUUGCAUCAAUUGUCAAUUAAAUCAUCUUUACCAAUUUCAUACUUGCCUACAACAACAGAAGGACGAUGAUGACUACAAUUUAAUUGAGUUUGUUGAAAAUGCUAAUCAAUUCCAUUUGGAUUUAAUUCAACCCGUGAUUGAUAAAUAUCAACUAACAGUAAAAUAG